Trichomycterus rosablanca is the source of this 413-nucleotide messenger RNA. RefSeq lists its product as uncharacterized. NCBI's taxonomy places the organism in Eukaryota, Metazoa, Chordata, Actinopteri, Siluriformes, Trichomycteridae. The record is from RefSeq and is a predicted model, not a curated record. Bases 23 to 304 code for a protein of 93 amino acids. The transcript is spliced from 5 exons.
UCAUCUCCUGUGUUUCUACAGCAUGCUCAUUACUGUAAUGUACAUCAGACUGAGAACCAGGAGAUCAGAAGAGCUGACGCUGACCUAUGUUCCAAUGCAGCAAAAUCGCUUCAAACCCAUGAAGAAACGACACAAUGCAGACAAAAAUGCAGAAUACAUGGACAUGCGCCGGGUGCAGCAACUGGCAGGGACCAUCAGAGAUGUGAACCACAACUCGCAUUCAAAUGGUUCGAUGUGUGGUUUGUACUGUGCCAUCCAGAAACCACCCACUCUACCAGCUGAACAGAUGUUAUCUAUGUUUUAAGUAAAUCUGCAUUAACAAAAUCAUAGGUAUGACAGUACUGGGUAUUGAGUUUAGUACUUUGUUCAUCCCAACAUAACAGCAGAAGUUUCUCUUAUAAUGCUUGAUGUAA